Molecule: messenger RNA, 7219 nt
Organism: Hyalella azteca
Lineage: Eukaryota; Metazoa; Arthropoda; Malacostraca; Amphipoda; Hyalellidae
Product: serine-rich adhesin for platelets
Exons: 10
Coding region: 308-6481 (2057 amino acids)
Biological process (GO): protein linear polyubiquitination; proteasome-mediated ubiquitin-dependent protein catabolic process
Cellular component (GO): LUBAC complex
Molecular function (GO): ubiquitin binding; ubiquitin-protein transferase activity
Source: RefSeq, a predicted model, not a curated record
GAUAUUAUCGGGAAAAGUAAUAGCAAAAUAUAGAUCUUCACAAACCCACAAAUUUCGAUAACUUUUUCCACGUUAUUUUGAAAUUUUUAAGCAUCAGAAAUUCUGUGAAGAAAAGAUGCAUGUGUUAUCGUGGAUUGAACGAACUGUUAUUCCCAGUGCAUUUUGUUUACCCUUUCUAGUAGCGGUAACUCUGUUUAUAAGGUCUUUUAGCGUUUAUGGCAAUGAAGACGGCAAUGAAUCAAUAGACAAAGGGUUGAUCAAUGCAACACUUCUUCUACCGUAACUCAAGAUGUGAAGAGAAAGUGUUAUGGAAGAAAUCCGCAUUGAGGAUUUAUUUAUGAAAAAUAAUUUCAUGACGGAGGUUUCAUCUUGUUGCCGUAAAUACGACAUCACAAUGAGCAACGUAGCACCAAAAAGUCCAUUCGGUCCAGUGCCUGACACAAAGAAAAGACGAAGUCGUUUGUCCUGCCACGCGAGAAGUUGUGACAACGAAUCCCUUCCCAAGAAAAACGGGUUGUUAAAAAUAUUCAAAUGGUUCCAGGGGAAAGUGCGACGCUCAGAUUCUCUGGGCACUUGCAGCAGAACGACCACCGACAGCGCGUCCACUCUUAGUGGUUCGAUUCCAGACAAUAUUUUUGUGCCGCUCUGUAAGAGCAGAAGUGUAGAUAACCAGAAUACUUUCGAUCAAUCAUUUGAAAGAUCAUCAGAAAAAAAGCAUCGACCAAGUGAUUUGCCCCGGUCAAAUUCUUUUAAAUGUGAUAAAAGGUUUUCAAAAAUCAGCACAAAUGACAGUGGAAUUUUGCGUUACGGUGAAGCUAAGACUUCAAGCGAAAUUAAAAAGAGAAGUGCGCCUCAGCCUCCAAACUUAUGCGACGAAGGAAGCGGCCAUAAUAUUUCAGUCAAUACUUCAAAUGAGACAAGUACUAAUCCUUUCUAUGAUAACAUAAAUUGUACUAGUGAUGCAAAAAACAAUCUUGCGGAGCUGGGUUCAAAGGACGGUAAGGAAGUAGGCCGUACCAAAAGAAAGGCCCCCGAUCCUCCAAUCACACAAUCUGGAGCAUCGCAGCAAACUUUUACAGUUCAUUCAACUUUAACGUCUACUGAAAUGUUCACUUCUUCUGUUAGUCUGCAGAAUACAGCUCGUUCAGUCACGUCGACUCUCCGGAGUACGAACAGUCAAAAUAGCUCCAGCUGUAGCAUCAGUAGCACCACUUCUCUAAAAUCUAUCCGGAUCGACCAAAACGGUAGCAUCCACGAGUUCUCGAGCACUCAAAAUCUUGAGCCAAAUUCAAAAUUUUCGAAACCUUGGUAUAAACGAAGGACUAAAAGUAAGAUCGCCAAAUCUUCAUCGAGAAGCGACCAUGUAAUUGACCAAGUUUACGAGUUCUGGAGACCUGAGUUGCAAUUCAACGACGGCAAAAUAGCCGUUUCGACAAAUUCGCCUAAUCAUUGCAGGACAAGUCAGAAUGAAAAAUCCAUCUUUCAAAAAGUAGUUGAAUCUUGCAGAACUAAACGCAAGUCACAAAUUUCCAUGUUAGCAGGCCAGCUAGAUGCUGAAGUAGAUACAGCAUUGAAAAUAGUUCAGCCUGAGAGUGGAAGUCAAUCAGUAGAAUCGAACCCUCCGAAAACCCUCUACCUCAAGCAAGAAGACGUGAGUCAAUCUUCUUCUGGCGCUGAUCAUACGUACUACAAUACGCCGGGGAAACCCGGAGAGGCACAAAAAGAGCACAAUUCUUCAAUAAAACUUUCAGAUUCAACGGAUAGUCAGCAAACGAAUUCAUUUAUAGGUAAAUCUAAAAGUUCAACGGGAUACAACCAUGAAGCACACGGAACAGCUAUAGUUAGAAGCAAAAACAUAGAAACACCACGAGAUUUUGCUGGAAAACCUCACAGCAGUAAACCCUCUGAACCGACUACGGCACAGUUGGAUGAAUUAGCUAGACGGAAACUUACGAAUUCUCAUGCUCAAUGCCCAAGUUUGAUUCAAAUGGCUAAUUUGGACGCCGAACAAUUUUAUAACUUAGCCAAGGACAUCAAAACACCACUUGCACUGAAACAGUUACCUUCGACAGGGAAACAGUCGAGAGUUUUUUCAGGCAUUACAACGCGCACAAAUUCUGAUAGAAUCGCCUCCAAUGCCCCCAAGAACUUCGGCUUACGAAUGAACAAUUUGUUCGCACCCGAUGUGUCCGUUAUACUAGAAGCUUCAGAGUCAGUGACGUCAUCUAGUACCACUGCCAUAGAUGAUUUUUUCAGCGAUCUUAACUCAAUCACUACUCAAAAUAUGGACGGUAUUUAUCAAGAUGUUAGUAUUCGAACUGAAACUUUUUGUGAGAAUAAUUGCAAGACUUCCUAUGCAAGAGAAAUAAUGGAAGAACUUGCAGAUGUUCAACAAGAAAUACAGCGGAUAAAUGAAGAAGAGAAAAAAGAACAAUUUUACAAACGAAUGAGUGAUAAUAUGGAUAAUUUUAAUGCAAAUGCCAUAAAAAGCAACGUCAAACUAAGUCAAUUGAUUCCAAAGAAUGUGUCGGAUAACACAUCUUUACUUUCGGAAAACAGCAUUCCUCCUCCGCUGGACAUCAAUGCUAGACCAGAAGCAAAGCUACGGUGGCAAUGCAAUGUCUGCACUUUAAUUAACUUGUCAUGGAAGAUUACAUGCGAAGCUUGUUCUUCUAGACGUCCAACGAAUCCUACAAGAAUUAGAGAAGAUGGUUCAAUUAUUUCGCCUCAGAGAGAAGUUUCUGAAGAUGACGACUCACCCCAGUUCACUUUCUCAAAUCAUACAAAUCAGGAAACUGCGAACAAAAUAUUAACAAGAUCAGUAAGAAGCAAAGAAGUUGUGAGUGAACGACCUAUUUCUGAGGUGCUGAAAUCAGAAAGACAAGCGCGGUGGGAAUUGGAACUCAAAAAGUACUUCGGUGGAAGUGACGGUAAGGCAACUCAAGAUCCAAUUGUUAUUUUCAACAAAGUAAAGGAAAAAUCAGAAGUCGAUACGAGUGAACAAUACUCACAGUUUAAGCGGAAGAAUGAAUCAUCAGCAGCAGAUUUGCAUUCAGCUCUCAACGAAGUUCGAAAGUCUCGUGUGGCAAAGUUUAAAGAAAAUCUUAGUAAAUUUGAAACAGCAGGAGCAACUAAAAUACAAAAAAACAAUACAAAAAUUGUUGAAACCAGAUUAGAAUUCCAAGACAGGGAAUUAAGCAAGGAAAUUGACUCAUUUUUUACUCAGUACAACAAUGAUAGGAACUUCUACAAACGUGAUAACCGAAAACGCUUGAUAUUAAGUCCGAUUGGGGCGGUGAAGAAUACAAUUAAUGUAUUCGACCAGAAGCCUGGAACUGCACUUGAUUGUCAACUGAAUAAAAAAGAGACACGGAAUAUAAACAAAAACGUUGGAUUGGUCAAAACCCAAACCAGUCUCUUUGAAGACAAAGUACCUUGCAAUGAAAUUAAAUAUUCAGGAGGAAAAAAUGGUCGAAGUGCAAGGCUAACGCUGAAAAAUCCUGACAUUGAUAUUUCCUCUGCAAUUUCAAAGUUCGACGAAAUGGCAGCACUGGCGGAAGUGGAGAGAUUGAGACCUAAACUUACCAAGCCAAAUGUAGCCAAGCCAUCACGGAAGCUUAUUAUCCACACUAAAGACAACGUUAACAGCUCUUCCUUCAAUUUUAGUCGAAUUUCAGAUGCAAAUUCUAAUACAAAUGUUGAGAAUAAAUACAAACCCGCUACAACCGCCAACAGUGGCAAUGACCUGGGGCGAGAUGCCCGAGUGUCAACACCUGCAGCCCUUCCCUCUAGAAACAUUAACGGCGAUGAGCCGGAAAUUCUGAAUAGCCCUCCGGUAGAAGAAACAGUUAUGGAAGACUUAGAGAUACAUCACUCGCUUUCUGUGCUACCGAACUCGUUUGAGUUGAUAGAAGAUUCCGAGUUUCAAGAGAUAGAAGCCGUGCAUAGCCAGAGAGCUUCCCCCAUAAAUGUCUACUUUGAAGAAGCGUGUCAGGCAGACUGUGAUUCAGACGGGACUGAAGAUUUUGCUGACGCAUUGUCUGUGGAUGUCAUUAACGACUUCAAUCAGGCUGAAACUAAUAUUUCAGGAAAUAUCAUGACUCAAACUAGUGGCGGUGACCAAGAUUCCCUGAACAAGAGCCAACAACUGCAAGCUGCGGAAGAGCUCAAGCGUCGACUCACUCUCAAAAAAGGAAUUGACGAUCUUAAAGCAACAAUGAGUGCAGAAAGUUCAUGUUGGAGUGAUACCAACGCCAUGAAGAUGACCUACCUCAUCAAGAAACUGGAAUCUGCGAUAGAGAGAGGCAGCAGCAGUCAAGCCACAAGUAUUUCCCGAGAACUUGCGGAAUUUGCCGCUUCUUGUAAAAUUGCAGGUUCCGAUAAAGAUGAAAACGAUACGCAAGAAGCCAAUGACUCGAAAUUUGCUUCCAUGGACUCAAGCCAAGCAUCAAAUGUCACAUAUCCACCACAAAGAGAACACGAUACGAAACAAGCGGCUGAUCAUAGCCAUCCGACAGCUCCAGAUCCGCAUUCACAACCUGCUGUGAAUAAAAAUCGACUCGUAACUCCUGGUUUUGAAUCAGAGACAGAACAUCAGUCUUCAAGUAUGACUGCAGAUGUAGAUUUACAUAAUACUGUGAUAGUAAGAGAUAAUAAAACCUCCUUUGAAAGAAGAAAAGUUAAAUCCGACACAGUUUCGAAGCUAAUAGAGUCUGAGCCUUCUGAAUUAGCUGCUGGUCCGUCAAGUUUCAGGGUGCAGCUGUUCAUUGAAGACAGGGCGAGUCACAGAGGGCCUCUGCCCAUAUAUGUUAGUUCCAGCAUGACCGUCGGCGAGCUGCGCUCUACGGUCUACGCUGCAUUCGGAUUCCCUCCUGAGGUGCAGCGUUGGAUCCUAGGACGCCGCCUCGCGGAUGACGACCAAGCGACCCUCGCGCAGCACAAAGUAACUCGGGAGGGCUGUCCUGUUUUCUUGUACCUCGUAGCCCCACCUUCCAGUUACACCACUGAUCCCCAAGAGGAUCAAGAGUCCGAUGACAUGAAUGAAAGAGAAGCAUCACCUAAGCCGGAACUUUCCAGCAAUCAAGGAUCUCCGCAUCCACGAAAUGAAGUACCCAGCCGGCUGGUCUCACCCCUCGCAGCAGCUAAGAAUAUUUAUAAAAAGAAUAUCGGCUCUUCUGCCAUCACCGCUGAGGAUCCAGUUAUAGGUAAUGAAUUAAUCAAAAGAGAAAUAAGGGAACUCGAUUCCAAGGGUUAUCUUUCAAAAAUUGAUAAUCAAGAUCCAAAGAAAGCAGUUCCAUUGGUCAAAAACAAUGGGUUGCAGAAAAUCGUUGGUAUCGAGGCUGGAACGAGAGACAGUGACAUCACUGGACAUAAGAAGCCCGCGGGACCCGUCUCCAAAAAUGUGGCGAAUCAAACUAGGUCGAAAUUCGAAACCGAAACAAACACAACGAUUUCAUCGACAGACCUUCCAAAUACCACCUAUUCGGAAAGUCGGUCACCUAAAUCAGCCAAGUCCGAUAAAUUUGAAAUGAAAAGAGGUAAAUGCGCUUCCAGUGAUUCCCGAAAACCUGAACCAGAGAUUCCGGCGUCUCCAGCCAAAAAUGGAUGGAGCUGUAAGCAAUGCACCUUUGUUAAUAAUGAGGGUCGCCCGGGCUGCGAAGUUUGCGGAGCCGAGAAGCCCGAGGUCCCUGGAGCCAGCAGCUGCAACGCUGGUCAACCUCAGGUUACAGAGCACUUGGGCACAGCGGUUUCCGCACUUGAGAAGAACGCAUUGGUCAGCUGCAAUGAAUCGUUCGAGUGCCGAGUUUGUUUCACUGUAGUGCCACGCAACGCCGGGGUCGUCCUGAGAGAAUGCUUGCAUGUCUUUUGCAGAGAAUGUCUGGCAAACGCCGUGCGCUACUCGGACACAGCGGCCGUUAAGUGCCUCUACCGCGACCAUCAGUAUUCGUGUGAUGCGACCAUCCAGGAGAGAGAAGUUAAAGCGCUGGUGACAGCGGCAGAAUACGAGGCACAUCUCAAGAAGUCCGUGCAGCAAGCAGCCGUGGCCAUGCAGAAUGUCUUCCACUGCAAGACGCCGGACUGUCCGGGUUUCUGCGUAUACGAGGACAACGUGAACACCUUCCUGUGCAGCGUGUGCUAUAAACAAAACUGUCUCACCUGCCAGGCGCAACACACUGGUCUGUCAUGCAAGAAUUAUCAAGAUUUAAUUGCUCAAAAAGAGGACAUCGACUCGCUAAUGACGCAAAAGUUUUUCGAGGACAUGAUCGCCGGGGGCCACGGGAUGCAGUGUCCUCAGUGCAGCGUGAUGCUCAUGCGCAAGUGGGGCUGUGACUGGAUGAGGUGCCCGAUGUGCCGCACUGAGAUCUGCUGGGUCACGCGAGGACCCAGAUGGGGACCCAAGGGGACUGGCGACGUCUCUGGCGGGUGUCAGUGUGGAGUCAACGGCCGCAAAUGUCACCCAAAAUGCACUUAUUGCCACUGAUGCAGGAUUCGGUUGUUACUGUUGGACGAAUCCAGAAAGUAUGUUUCUAAAUUCAAGUUGCGCGUUUGCACCAUACAAAUGAGACGUAAAUAUUAUCCAGCAAUUUUAAUUCUGUUACAAUGCGACCGUACUCCUAAUAUUCCUGAAGCAUACCAUUCUCUGGUUAACCUCAAUCGGAAGUUUACUUUUCGCUCUUACAGUGUAAAAUUUUACCUUUCAGCUCAAAUAUUGAAGAGUCUAUGUAUUACCGCAACCUGGCUUGGUCAUAUUCAUGAGUGUGCAACAAUUAUUUCUCAAUUGACGUAAUUUCAUAAUUUUUACAGAAAUAAGGACACCAUAAAUAAAUAAGAAAACAACAGUAACAUUUCACUCAGCGACGAUUGGGCAGUUGCGGAUGAACCCUUAUCUCGCUCUGACAAAGCCUGACUUCUGAAGAUGAGAAACCCAAAUUUCCGAGCGGCCAGUAAAAUUUAUUCAGCGUCGGAGUUUUUUUUUUAUAAAAUGACAGCUUUUAAGUGUUUAAUGACUAAAGAAUGGUACUUGCUGAAAUAAGGCGCUCAUUAUUACGAACCUCAUCUUAUGGCGCAGACGACAAAGUUUACCAUGUGUUUCGCCAAGCGAUACCUGCUAAAAUAUUUUUGUUGCGUUCACGUUCUUGUGCCGUCAUUUUGUACAUUAAAAUUUAUGAUAAUUAAGCAUCUGUUUUGUUAGAAAGAUCUAAUAUACAAUCAUAAAUCA